CAAGCUCGUGACAUCCAGGGAAAGAGCGGCGCCGCGCGUGCUGCUGAUCCUCGAGUGUGUCGGAAGGUUAUUUGGGAGGUUCACCUGAGUGUCGCUGAUGGAAACUAGACAGCAAGAGUUGUACUCUAGUGUCCUGAGUGAAGCAGUGGUGGACUGGGGCAGCAUGGGUCCUGGAGAGGAAUGGGUUAACUCAGCCUCACAAGAGGGAGAGCAGGGUUUCAAUCAGGCCAUGUUUGACCCUCCCGAUGAGGAAUCUAAUAUGAGGAGCUCAUAUGGGGAAAGCUCGGCCCCGGUCGUCCAAAAUGGGGAACGCCGGACAGAGUGGGGUGGAACUUCUCCGCCGGGGGAGGAUCAGUGGGGUCGCACGUCAGUGUCUGACGACUGGGUCAUGUCCACUACCUGGGAUAUGCAGCUGGACUGCACAGAGAGAGGACACCUCACUGCAGGUUUUCUGGACUCUGAGCCACUGAGAGAGGCUGAUGAAGAUCUGGCCUCAGAUGUCAACCUGAACAACCCCAUCCUGACAGAGGAGGAGAGGGAGGAGAUUCAGCAAGAACUGGCUAAACUGGAGGAGGAAAUAAAUACUCUGAAGCAGGUCCUGUUGUCCAAAGAGAAGCAGCACGCGGAGCUCAAACAGAAGCUGGGCAUCAGUCCUCUGAAUGAGCUCAAGAGCAACUUCAGCCGAGGCUGGCAUGACAUGCAGAGCUCCACGGCCUACAAGAAGACGUCUGAGACGCUGUCCACGGCAGGACAGAAGACGUCGGCAGCUUUCAGCACCCUCGGCAGCGCCAUCACCAGGAAGUUUGGAGACAUGAGCAUGGUUGGUCUAGAGUUACUGUUCCCUCGGAGGUCCAACUCUAUAGGUUACUCUAUCAGACACUCUAUGAGCAUGCCCACCAUGAGAAACUCUCCCAGCUUCAAGUCUUUUGAGGAGAAGGUUGAGAAUACGGUUUCCACCAUCAAGACCAAAGUUGGCGGCACAGGAACAGGAGGCAGCUUUGAAGAAGUCCUGUCGUCCGCAGCGAACGCCAGCUCUCAGGACACGCCCACCAACAACUUGACGGACAGCUCGGAGAGGCCGUGUUAAAGCUGCAUCCACGCUGAGAGGCAGGACUCAAACCAGGAAAACUCUGACUGCUGCUCCACAGCAUUAUGUUGCAUAUCUGCUCCCAGCUCUUGACUGAAAUUACUGUUUUUAUUUGAUCAUAAUGCGUUUGAUUGCAGACUUUCCCAUCUAAGUAUUUUUAAUACUUACUUUUGCCCAAAUGAGCAAUGCCCAAAUACUUAGAAUGAACCAAUAUAACUAAAUAUUACAAGGCAGCAGAUGUCUGCCUUUAGCUUGAUGUCAAAAGCACAUAGUGGAGCAUUGACGGGCUCUAUGUGGGUGUGAUAUCAGUAAAAGCUCCUGACAUCUGUCCUCCGAUGAUUUUUUUCAAUUUUAAAGGUCAAUACAACCCAGAUGUAGCCUGGAAGCUAGCCCGAAGUCCCUCCGCCCACUAAAUUCCAGAUGUUGUUCAGAGAAGAGUGGGGAGGAGCAGCCAGCUGUUAAAUGACCUUAAAAAUAACAUGAAUGCUGAUGUGAAGAUGACGGCAGGAGAGAAACCUUGCAUUUCUUACCUGCUUUUUUAUCGUGUUAGACAUCAAGUUUGUCAUCUUGACAACGCUCAGCUGCCAGAGAUACAGCCUCAGACACAAAACUAUAAGGUUAUUCAUUUGUUCUUGUACCUCUAAUAGGUAAAUGUGACAUGAGUGGAAAGAGACAUGGACUUGAAUCAGGACCAAUCUGACAUCGACCCCGUCACCUUUUAUACCAGAUCAAUGCUGAACUACAUUUUUAGCUUCUGAAAUCAAUCUGAUGUCGCAUUUUAACACUUAACGCCGUUGAUGUAAUUAACCCAAACCUGUACAACGCUGGGACGAAGAGCACUUAAAGGAAGUGGGUGCGUUCACACUGCAGGACACACUAGUCUACAGGAAGCACCGCAUGUAUGAAAAGGCGUUAAUAUUAACUCAGUGUGUCAUCCGUAACACAAUCCUUGGCUGUAAUGUGACCUUUAAAUCCAAUACAUGCUGUUACUUCCUGGUGCAGAACUAACCUUUUUAAUGCCUAGGAAAAAAUGCAUGAAAAGGUUGGUGCCGCAGAGGAUUAAAAAAUCUCAUUAUGAUUUUUUUUUUUGAGUGUGUGUGUUUUUAUUUUAAAUGUAUCCAUUCUGGUCCGUGUAGCAGCCUCGCGCUUCAAAGUGACCCUGAUUUAAUUACAUAAUCUGUUUGUUUUUCAUAGUUCUCAUGUUGUAACGAGUUCAUUUCUUUUUGUGGUUCGAUGCCAUGGGGUUUAUAUUUAUUAAAAAAUCAUGUCGACAUUCAAGCACUGAGAGUUUGUGUGUAGCAAGAACAGCUAUUCAAGUCUUACAAAAAUAACUGAGGUAAUCCACGUUAAUGAUUUACAGGAGGUA
Mugil cephalus (flathead mullet) is the source of this 2453-nucleotide messenger RNA. It is a transcript of the gene tpd52l1, whose product is annotated as tpd52 like 1. Gene Ontology annotation, biological process: positive regulation of apoptotic signaling pathway; positive regulation of MAP kinase activity. The coding region runs from base 98 to 1087 and encodes 329 amino acids. NCBI's taxonomy places the organism in Eukaryota, Metazoa, Chordata, Actinopteri, Mugiliformes, Mugilidae. The record is from RefSeq and is a predicted model, not a curated record. The transcript is spliced from 12 exons. Gene Ontology annotation, cellular component: cytoplasm.